AUGCUGAUAAUCCAUCAGGAGUUGGACGAGACCCCCAGGGGCGACCCGCAGUACUCUGAACGAUGCUUCAAAUGUCUUCGGGCGCUUAGCAAGGAAAGGGACAUAUUUCCUGAAUGCUUUACUAUGAACAAAGGAGUCGUCAGAAAAAGUGGUGAUCCCAUUGAUGGAGGAGGAGCCGCAGAUAUAUACCGUGGAACUUUGAAUGGAAAGGUCGUAUGCCUGAAGGUUCUUCGCAUCUUUCAAGUAACAGAGGCUGAGAAAAAGAGAUUAUUAAAGGAACUCUGUCGUGAAGCGGUCAUGUGGAAGCAGUUGAAACACAAAAAUAUUCUUCCCUUCAUCGGGGUUGAUAUAACCAGCUUUCCGAACAAGUUCUGUCUCAUAUCUCCUUGGAUGAACAACGGCAAUCUUAUCAAGUUCUUGGAGUCACAUAAGACCCACAACCGCUUGAAAUGCAUCCGAGAGAUCGUCAAUGCGGUGGUCUAUUUACACAACUUUGCUCCACCCAUUGUUCAUGGUGAUAUACGUGGGAACAAUGUCCUAGUCGCAGACGAUCAACGCUGCCUUCUAGGGGACUUUGGAUCCUCAUUGUUCAUUGCCACCCAGAUUCCUUCGAGGAACACCUUGAACCAGAAUUCCACCCGGUGGCUGUCUCCAGAGUGUCAGUUGCCUCCCGAGUCUCCGGCGUACGAGAUACAACCCUCUCCGGCAAGAGAUAUCUAUGCUCUUGGAUGCACAAUUAUUGAGAUAUUCACAUUGAAACCGCCUUUCUCUACAAUUCGUCACGACGGUUCCGUUUCAAACCUAGUGAUUAAUAAAGGACGUCAUCCACGACCAGAUGAAAUUUCUUCAAACAAUCUAUGGAAGCUUGUGGAGGACUGUAUGAACUUCUAUGUUAACAAGCGUCCCACUGCAAGGGAUGUAGAUGCUCGUCUUCGUAAUAUGUAG
Molecule: messenger RNA, 945 nt
Organism: Desarmillaria tabescens
Lineage: Eukaryota; Fungi; Basidiomycota; Agaricomycetes; Agaricales; Physalacriaceae
Product: kinase-like domain-containing protein
Exons: 6
Coding region: 1-945 (314 amino acids)
Biological process (GO): protein phosphorylation
Molecular function (GO): protein serine/threonine kinase activity; ATP binding
Source: RefSeq, a predicted model, not a curated record